AUGCCCAUCUUCGGGAAUAAUGGAAAUUCUGGGUCGUCGAGACAUGAGCAGCCCGGUCAAUACCCCAGAGAUGCAGAAAUAGCGCCUUGGUUGAGCCGACCCUCCAAUGAAGAUAACGAGACAGCACCAUGGGAACGAGAUCCACAAGCGCAGAUUAUAGGCAGUCGGGCGUUGGAUCAGUCGUUUUUCAUUGAUUCUCCCGGCCGAGAUGGCCCAGGGUACUCAGCCCGUCCGGAGACCGCAAGGACCAAUGCGUCAGAUUUUGACUAUGACGGGGAGGCAAGACGACCAUCUGUCGCCAGCGCUACCACGGUCAGCAGCAACGGGUCCAGGGGAAGCGCCGCAAAUGGACGGUACCACAAGAGCUUGAAGGGAUUUUUCGGGGAGGAUCCAACGGAUUCACGCAAAGGGUCGACGGGGAAUUUACAGGAGCCGAAUACACAAAAUCUGUCAUUGGAGAGACCCGCCCAGAGGAGCAAUUCCAUACAAACGCAGAGCAACGUCGAGGACCGACCGAAGACCCCAGCACCUCCUCCCUCCAGCGAUGUUACUCCAUGGGCAUACCAGAAUUUCGAAGACGUCUCCAAUUUUGGAUCUGCACCAAUAAGGCAGGAGCAACAGUCAGAGUCGCUCACACCCAACUCUGCCUCCUCCUCUCAACGCCGCGGUCUCCUUCAUCGCCACACCAGGAGCAAAGAAGAUCCCCCCAAAGGUCAACAAGCAUCUACCUCGAUCCCAGCUAGGCCUGCAACGAGUCGAGAGUCCUCAACUACGAACUUGAGCUACUUCCGUAAUACACCUCACAACGGGACACCCAUGAGCUCAUCGUCUACAUUAACGCGCAAUGCCAGUCCCGGUCCUGCCUCUAGAAAAGAAGGAGCUGGUCACACCGAAAAGAAGUCUAUUUUCCACAAGCUUAAGUCAAGACAUAAGGAGAAACAUGUGCCACUGCCCGAGCCCCCUCGGAGCAAAGUCGAACCUGUGAGACCUCCUGAGGAGCCGAAAAAGAGCAGAACCCCUUCCUCUCGCGCCGCAAAUCCAGAGACCGUUGAUCCUAAAAGAGAUCGAGAGACCAGCGUUGCCUCUGUUGAUAGUGCCUCUACAAUCAAAGCUCCUGAUCCACCGCCAAAGCUUGAUCGAAGCUAUACGGCAUCUUCCAAAAGUAGUAGAUUUGGUCGCCACAACAGACACCGCGUGAUGAGUCACACAAGUGAUAGUUCGGAGAAAGCGCGCGCCCAAGCUCAGCAAGCACCUAUGCAAGCUGGCGUCUUCACACUAGAUACCAACUUCGAUGACAUGUCUGACAUCAUUUCUCAGCCUCAAGUGCCAAAAACCCCUGGAGAAUCGGGUGUCUGGACGGGCAAAGCUGCUCCGACACCAUCUUCAGAACAAUCAGCUCCCGCUUGGGAUGUACCUGAUAGCUGGGCUGUUAAAGGACAGGAAGAUGAAGUUCUGGACAGCUUGCCGGAAGCAAAUGAUGAUGGCUUGCCUGCUAUCCAGGAGGAGGAUGGCUUGUCAUACUUCAUGCGUGUUUUCAGAUCUGAUGGCACGUUUGCAACACUAUCCAUGUCCAUCAACGCUACAGUCGGUGAGGUUCUACAGUCACUCGCGAAGAAGUCUGUCCUACACGAUUCUAUUGAAAACUACCACCUGCUUAUGCGCAAGCACCAACUUUCUCGGCAACUCGGCACAGGGGAACGACCCGUGGCUAUGCAAAAGAAGCUCCUGCAACUUGCAGGCUACACAGAGCGCGAUCGGAUCGAAGACGUGGGCCGAGAAGACAACAGCUAUCUUAUCCGAUUCACCUUCAGCCAUGAGAAGCAGACAGGCUUUGGCAGUGGCCUUGAUAACGACCCGACGUUCAACAAAACGCAAAAGUUCAGCCAUGUCGACCUGCAGGCGAAGUCGCUAGUCACUAUACCCAUCAUUCUUUAUACCAAAGCUGCUGAAAUCAUCUCGCUCAAUCUGUCCCGCAAUCUCGCACUGAAAGUGCCGAAGGAUUUCAUAACGGCCUGUAUCAACCUUCGAGAGAUCAAAUUUACUGGCAACGAAGCAUGGAGGCUCCCGCCAAGUCUGGCAUGGGCGAGCCGCCUGACUGUGCUGGAUGUUUCCAAUAAUCGCCUCGAACAACUAGAUCAAGCCGAGCUGCACAGACUAGCGGCACUUGUGAGCCUCAAAUUGGCAAACAACAGAUUGUCUCAACUGCCUCCCUCGUUCUCGGCCUUCCGACAACUCCGCAGCCUGAAUUUGUCCUCUAACAAUUUUACGACGUUCCCCGAACAUAUUUGCAGCCUCAAAUCUCUAGUUGAUCUUGACAUAAGCUUUAACAAGCUAUCCUCUUUACCCAAAAUAUCUCAAUUGACCACCUUGGAGCGGUUGUGGGUUACAAACAACGAUCUGAAAGGCGCUUUCAAUGAUAGCUUCGCAGCUUUGACAAGCCUUAAGGAGAUAGAUGCCCGAUUCAACGGCAUCACGAGCAUCGACAAUCUCACGAGACUUCCAAACUUGGAACAAGUCUUAGUUGGUCACAACAACAUCACCACCUUCAGAGGAUCUUUCCCCAAACUUCGCAUUCUGGUUCUUGAUCACUGCCCUGUCACGUCUUUUGAACUUGAUCAACCGGUUCCGACCCUGAUGAGCCUUAACAUCGCCUCCGCAAAGCUCGUCGAGUUCAAAGAAGACAUGUUCGGCUUCAUGCCAAAUUUACAAAAGUUGAAUCUCGAUAAAAAUCAUCUCUCGAACAUGUCAUCGCAAAUUGGACGCUUGUCAAAGCUAGAAUUCCUGAGCAUGGCCAAAAACCCUUUGAACAUCGUGCCACCCUCGAUCGGAAGUCUUCUGGAGCUCAAGUUCCUGAAUCUUAGGGAAUGCAACGUCAAGAGUCUGCCUCCGGAAAUAUGGUAUUGCCGAAAACUGGAGACUCUGAACCUCUCAUCUAAUGUUCUCGAAAUCUUUCCCAAGCAAAAUGCAGCUCCACCUCCGAGCGAACUUGAGAAGAACACUCCAGCCACAACUCCGGGCAUCUCGAACUCCCCAAGCUUCGAAGAUUUAGGCAAGCUUGAGGACUUUCAAGCUCGAAGACCCAGUCAAGCCUCCGCUGGAAUGACGAGUCUAGGAAGUUCACCGGGCGGCAGCGUUCGAAAGAACUCAGUCGCCUCGAUCUCAGCUUAUCGGAAGGCCUCGGUCAUUUCCAGAACCAAUACCUCUGAGUAUUCCAUGAACAAUACCUCCUCGCGAAAGGAUUCCAACCUUUCGCAGGCUAGGCUCCAGAAUACCUUUGCGGGAUCCCUUCGAUAUCUUUAUAUGGCCGACAACCGCCUCGAGGAUGAUGUGUUCCGGGAGCUGGCACUCUUGCCGGAACUCCGAGUUCUGAAUCUUUCAUACAAUGAACUUGACGAUUUUCCACAAGGUGUUCUGCGCCGCUGGCCACAGUUGAACGAGUUGUACCUGUCUGGAAACCAACUCACUUCCUUGCCAUCGGAUGAUCUUGAAGAAAGCAGCAAUCUGAGAGUGCUCCAUCUGAAUGCAAAUCGCUUCCAGGUGUUGCCGGCUGAGCUGUGCAAUGUUCACAAGCUUUCUACUUUGGAUGUGGGCAGCAAUUCCCUCAAGUACAAUGUGUCAAAUUGGCCCUAUGAUUGGAAUUGGAACAGGAAUACGAACCUCAAAUAUUUGAAUUUCUCGGCCAAUAAACGUCUGGAAAUCAAGCCGGCCGCGCAUCAAAAUCAGUCCCAGUUCAAUGCCAUGAGUCGCAACAACGAGCAAACCGACCUCACGAGUUUCAACACGCUGAAAUACUUGCGCAUCCUCGGCCUCAUGGAUGUUACGUUGCUCACAAAUACCAUACCGGACGACAAUGAAGAUCGUCGAGUUCGAACCUCUGCCUCAUUGGUUGGGACCUUGAUGUACGGAAUGGCAGAUACGCUCGGUAAGAACGAGCAUCUGUCGACGCUGGAUCUUCUUAAACCCAACUUUCGAGGCCACGAUGGGGAAAUCCUAAUCGGGAUGUUUGACGGGCAGACAAUGUCAAUUGGGGGCUCCAGGGUUGCAAAAUACCUACAUGAGAACUUUGCAGCAGUAUUUUAUGAGGAGAUUAAGAGAGCUGAAGCUGCGAAUGAGACACCCAUUGACGCGCUGCGGCGGACUUUUCUAGCCAUCAACAAAGACAUGGCAAAUUUUGCCAGCAGCAACUUCGACACCAAAGAACAUAGACUGAUGAAUGGACACCGCGGUUCUACGGUGGCAAACAUCCUUGGGCCUGACGAUCUGAGCUCCGGAAGUGUCGCGACAGUCUUGUACAUCAGUGGUCAAGAAAUUUGUGUGGCCAACGUUGGUGAUAUUGAAGCAAUACUCAUUCAGUCUAAUGGGCAGCAUCGAGAAUUGACCAGAAAGCAUGACCCGGCGGAACCGACCGAAAGAGAAAGAAUUCGGGAAGCUGGAGGUUAUGUCUCCCGUCAAGGAAAGCUUAACGAGACACUGGAGGUCAGCAGAGCCUUUGGUUAUUACAGCCACAUGCCCUCUGUCGUCGCUGCGCCUCACACGUUCAAGUGCCAGGUUAACGACGCGGAUGAGCUAAUUGUGAUGGCCACCAAAGAGUUCUGGGAUUAUGUUACAGUCGACGUUGCAGUUGAUGCUGCUCGAGCGGAAAAGAACGACUUGAUGCUCGCUGCCCAGAAGCUGCGAGAUCUUGCAAUGUCUUUCGGUGCCAGAGACAAGAUCAUGGUCAUGGUGCUCGGUAUCUCCGAUCUUAGAAAGAAAGGCAGCCACCGAUUCCGCGGCACUAGCCUAUCCAUGGCGAAGGAACUGGGCCUGGAUGAAGGUGCCAUCUUCCCUUCCCGAAAAGCAAGACGAAAGGGAGAAACGCUCGUGGGUGAUUCCCGCCUGGCUCGACUAGAAGAACCACAACCACCGGUUGGCGAGGUUGCCAUUGUCUUCACCGACAUCAAGAACUCGACUGCACUGUGGGAAGUUCUCCCUGUGCCGAUGAGAUCAGCGAUCAUGAUGCAUAAUGAGUUAAUGCGUCGCCAGCUUCGUAUCAUUGGUGGUUAUGAGGUCAAAACCGAAGGUGAUGCUUUCAUGGUCAGUUUCCCGACGGUGACAUCCGCAUUGCUUUGGUGCUUCAGCUGUCAAAGCCAUCUCUUAGAGCUACCCUGGCCCCAAGAGAUUUUGGAAACCGUCCAUUGUCAGGAGAAGGUUGACUCUGACCAAAACAUUAUAUAUCGUGGUCUCUCCGUGAGAAUGGGCAUUCAUUGGGGACAGCCGGUAUGCGACCUCGAUCCGAUCACACGAAGAAUGGAUUAUUUCGGGCCCAUGGUCAACAAAGCUGCCCGGGUAUCGGCAGUGGCCGACGGUGGACAGAUUGCUGUAAGCAGCGACUUCAUCUCUGAAGUUCAAAGAACGCUCGAGGCAUACGCUGAUGAUGACCGACGUGACUCCGUUGGGUCUGAUGAUACCGUCAAUGACGAUGCCCUAGCAAGUCAGAUCCGCCGUGAGCUUCGACAGCUCAGCAGCCAAGGCUUUGAGGUCAAAGAUCUCGGAGAAAAGAAGCUCAAGGGCCUUGAGAACCCCGAGUUUUUGUAUCUGAUGUACCCACAUUCUUUGGCGGGCCGUCUGUCCAUUCCGCCUGGGGCGGAGACUAAAGUGCAGCUUGGAGGAGACGCCCCUGUUGAGGGGGGUGAACUAGCACAACCCGGUACCCUCGGCAAAGAUUCUCAGCUCAAAGACCUCGAACUUGACGAGGUGUGGAAGCUCUGGGAUAUCGCACUCAGAUUGGAGAUGUUAUGCAGCUGCCUCGAAGCUCCUGAACGUGCAGCUGGGUUACACAAGCCAGAACUUAGUCUCCUUACCAGAAUGAAGGAGCGAGGCGGUGUUCAGACGGACGGUUUUAUGAUCAACCUGCUCGAACAUCAAGUUACAAGAGUUGAGGCGUGUGCGACGACACUACAGCUUCGACACAUGUUGCAGCCCUUCCAGAAGGGAGUGGCGCUUGUUGAUCAGGCCAAACCCAUCGCUGAAAUAUUGAAAGAAGUCGCUGCCAUGCUCAGCGACGCUAAAGCAGGUGCAAAAGAGAUCGCGACUCCAGAGACGGAAACGGAUUCCGAAUGA
Exophiala spinifera is the source of this 6099-nucleotide messenger RNA. RefSeq lists its product as uncharacterized. The transcript is spliced from 2 exons. Lineage: Eukaryota; Fungi; Ascomycota; Eurotiomycetes; Chaetothyriales; Herpotrichiellaceae. Gene Ontology annotation, biological process: intracellular signal transduction; cAMP biosynthetic process. The record is from RefSeq and is a predicted model, not a curated record. Gene Ontology annotation, molecular function: magnesium ion binding; protein binding; adenylate cyclase activity. The coding region runs from base 1 to 6099 and encodes 2032 amino acids.